UGUCAACUCUACCUGAAAGACGUGGUCUUCUGCUCUUAUUCAAGCUCGUCAACCAUAUUUGAAUACAGAUCGCGAUGGAUAAUCAAGCCUGGGAAACCCACAAGGCCGGAAUCGAGUGCCCCUAUCUCGAAGAAGGCCAGACACUCAAGGAUCUCAAGGAACCUCUGGCAACACAUGGUUUCCCCAAGACGAAAAACCAGUACGAAACGAAAUCCAAGCAAUGGGGCUUGAAGAAAAAUCGUGGCGGGUCCCAGAAAUGGAAAUGUGUGACAUAUCAACUGGAGAAGAGGAAGGGCAAGCAGAGCGAGCUAUUCAUCGAUGGCAUCGAGUACCCGACUAACACGGUGAACUAUGGAACAUCCCGACAAGAAUGUCAAUCGAGUAUCGCCAAGUUAGAUUCAGCUGUUUCACUCCACUCAAUAUCGCAGCAGGACAUUAAGAUGUAAGUCUAACACGGGGCAUGAAG
Messenger RNA from Aspergillus wentii DTO 134E9, 466 nucleotides. RefSeq names its product Clr5 domain-containing protein. NCBI's taxonomy places the organism in Eukaryota, Fungi, Ascomycota, Eurotiomycetes, Eurotiales, Aspergillaceae. The record is from RefSeq and is a predicted model, not a curated record. Bases 75 to 446 code for a protein of 123 amino acids. The transcript has 3 exons.